UCUACAGUAACCAACUUUAUAUGAAUGUCACUUUGCUUAUCCGUAGCUGUCACAAUGAAGUUGACGUUAACGCUGUUUGCCGUCUUGGCCAUUAUCGGUCUGGGACAAGCUCGCCAAUUCCCGGAUUUUGGCAGUGGUCCCCUUCACGAGGAUAUUCAUGACUUUUUGGACCUAAUCCCUGCUCCAGAAAUUAAGGCAAUCAUACUAGAUUACGUAUCAGAAGAUGCUGAAGUACAAGAAGUUGUUAAUUAUCUUUUAACUUCGACUGUAUUACGAGACCUGGUGGUAGAUGUGGAAGCCAUCCCUGAAGUGAUCAACUUUCUGAACUAUGUGCAACAUGAAGGAGUCGAUAUUUAUCUUCUAGUAAACCAAGUUAACAAAGUUCUUGGUAUCGCUGAACUCAUACCACCUUCUCAUGCGUAUUCUGCGAACAUACAGAGGACCGGUGGGCUUGCAGGACUUUUUAAAGACAUCAAGAAAGUGAUCCCUUUUAACAAGUUCAUUCGCAAUUAUGUGCAUAAGAUGAAGAGCUCUUCAGCCUUCAUCGGCUUCAUCCACCAACUCAGGUCCCCCAACUUUCAGCAGCUCGUAAACAAACUCUACCAGGUUAGAUCCUUCCAAAUCAUCGUGAAUGGGCUCAAAAGUAGAGGAGUGAAUACGCAAAUCGUAGCGGAUGUCAUGUACAUAGUCCUCGGCAUUACUGUACCGAACGGAAUUCUUGUUCACCAGGAGCGUACACUGGAUGACGAAUUGAUGGAUUUUUUGGACCUUAUUGAGGACCCGUUUAUGGAGGUACUGAUCAAGUAUAUGGCCGAAGAUAAAAAAGUACAAGACGCUCUGGUAUACAUGUUUACACCUGAAUUUCAUUCCAUUCUGCGUGACGUCGAAGUUCUUGAGGAACAUCAAGCAUUAGUAGCAUAUCUCGAGAAGGCUGGAUUGAGUGUUGUCGAUUAUAUCCAAUCGUUGCACAAAGCCAUUGGCAUGGAGGGUUAUGUGCCGCCUAAAAUAGAGAGCGUUUUCGAAUCUCAGGUUGGAAUGCAGAAAGUCGGUGAUGGAAUGAAAGGAAUGAUCGAGGAACUUUGGGAUACACUACCUAUCGAUGAGAUUGACGCUCUUUACAAAGACAAGCUGCAGAAUUCAAAGGUCUUUGCUGAUUUUAUCGAGAAGAUUAUGUCCCCGGAAAUGCAGAAAUUAAUCGAUAAUUUGUAUGGAAAUCAAACUUAUAAAAAUUUUGUCACGACGACCAGAGAAAAGGGAUUGGAAUUACAGGAAGUAACGAAACUUACUGCUAGAAUAUUUGGUCUUAAGUUCCCAUAUUACAAUUAAUAUAUGUAAUAUUUUAAACGCGUAUUUUAAACAUGUAUCCUCUUAUUUUAUGUCGUUAUACAUUGAUGUAAUGUAUGUAAUAGAUGUAAAAAUAGAUGUAAAAAUUGCAAAUAAUAAUUUAAUAUUUACUUAGCUUUUUAUUCUCAUCUUUAUGUUACAUAAAACAAAUAAAAUAAAACAAUUAAAACAAUAUAUUGAGCAAUGG
Messenger RNA from Temnothorax curvispinosus, 1531 nucleotides. RefSeq lists its product as uncharacterized. Lineage: Eukaryota; Metazoa; Arthropoda; Insecta; Hymenoptera; Formicidae. The transcript is spliced from 2 exons. The coding region runs from base 25 to 1326 and encodes 433 amino acids. The record is from RefSeq and is a predicted model, not a curated record.